Molecule: messenger RNA, 2481 nt
Organism: Daucus carota subsp. sativus
Lineage: Eukaryota; Viridiplantae; Streptophyta; Magnoliopsida; Apiales; Apiaceae
Product: protein PHOSPHATE STARVATION RESPONSE 1
Exons: 9
Coding region: 400-1929 (509 amino acids)
Molecular function (GO): DNA-binding transcription factor activity; DNA binding
Source: RefSeq, a predicted model, not a curated record
GAUUAAUCAUCUCCAACUUGCUCUCCUCUCGUGGGUCCCACGCACUUGUCAAAUCACCAACCUCUUGUAUUAUUCCCGCACGUCUCAAUCACGCGCUUUAAUCUGAGCGUGGGCCAUAUCCGCUGAGCUUGAAGAUUGUAUAGAAUCCAAAAUGAACAAGAACGCACUAGUCACCGUUCAAUUUGUUUGCCCCGCCGAGUCAAAUCACUCAAACCCAACUCGCCCCUUCUGCGAUUUAUAGACACACAUGCCCCUUGUUCAACUCUUUCUGGGCUUGAUGGAGCGAUUCUUGUGGAAAGUUUGCAACUUUAUGUGAUUUAGGUACCAAGUAUCGUCAAACGGUGUACAGCUGACUUUCGGCUAAUAUAUAUAUUAAGUAAACCUUUUAACCGAGCAACAAUGGAAGCACGACCUGGUUUAGCCUUCCAGAGAUCUGGUGCACGUAGCCUUAAUAAUCAUGGAGCAUCGGGAGCUCUACCUUCAUCUUUUCCUGUUCUUUCAAGUCCCAGGUUGACAGAUUACCAAGAGGUUUCCAUGGAAAGAGUAGUUGUAUCAAAUCCCGCAAAUGUUCGGCCUGUGUUGUCUUCCAGCAGUGGGGCUGUUGGUCACAUUUUUUCUUCAUCUGCUGGAUUCUCUACUGAUCUUCAGUACUCUACAUCUGCACCUCAUGAAAAACAUUCAAGGAAAGCUCCUUUCAUAUCUCAGUCAUCAAAUCCUGUGGCAACUAUGCCAUUAAAUAAUUGCGAUUCUGGAGUUUUCAAAUCCACAGCAUCAAGUCGCUAUACUACAGAAAACAACAAUGAUUCCUGGUGUACAGAGUCUGUACGUAGCUACCUUGAUGGUCCUGCAAACUCCCCUGGUGUUAAUAAUCAGAUUAAUGACAACAAUGCUAUUUGUGUGAUGCCGUCUGAGGAUUUCAGCAAGACAAGUGAUUGGCAAGAAUGGGCUGACCAAUUAAUUACUGAUGAUGAAGCAUUGCCUUCUGAUUGGGAUAACAUUCUUGUGGAUACUGGCGCAGGAGGUCCAGAACCACAGCAAGUGUCCAGUACACCUAUCAACUGCCCCGUGCAGCAGCCACAAGUACAUCAGCAGUACCAAGUAAAUCAACAGCUACCUGCUUCAUCUGGAGAGAUUUGCACUGUUACCACCCCAUCAUCCUCGGCUGGAGGCAGUUCCACCAAAUCACGUAUGCGUUGGACACCAGAACUGCAUGAAGCAUUUGUUGAGGCAGUCAAUAAGCUUGGUGGCAGUGAAAGAGCUACUCCCAAGGGUGUGCUGAAGCAAAUGAAAGUUGAAGGUUUGACCAUAUAUCAUGUGAAGAGCCAUUUGCAGAAAUAUCGAACUGCAAGAUAUAAACCAGAGUCAACGGAAGGAACUUCUGAGAGAAAAUUAACUCCUAUUGAAGAACUUUCAUCGCUGGACUUAAAAACGGGUAUUGAGAUCACAGAGGCAUUACGCUUGCAGAUGGAAGUUCAGAAACGGCUGCAUGAACAGCUUGAGAUUCAAAGAAAUUUACAGCUGCGAAUUGAAGAACAAGGAAAACAGCUGCAGAUGAUGUUUGAGAAGCAACAGAAGUCUGGACUUGGUAUGGUAAAGGCAUCAACAGUAAAUGUGGACAAACCUGAAGCAAUUCUGCAUUCUCCUGCCAAGAGUGAACCAGGGACCUUAAAUCCAGAGCAGCAGCUAGCAGUGGACAGCCUAGAUAAUGCAACCCCGGCAUCAGGUAGCAGUUCUGCUAAUAUAAAAGAAAAGCAGAAGGAACCGGAAAUUGAAAUCGCUAAAGAUGUUGCGCCAGCAUCUGGAAGCAGUUCUGCUAAUAUAAAAGAAAAGCAGAAGACACCGGAAAUUGAAAUUGCUAAAGAUACUACGUCAACUGUCAUUGACGAGUCAACUGAGCAACCAGCAAAGCGCCUGAAAGUAAAUGAAUAGCCAAAUAUCAUUCACAGCCUCUUAGACACAUGGAGUAUCAUCAUAUUUAUGUAGGACAGGCACCAGACAGGCAGACAGUAUGGAGGUUUGGAACUGUAUUGUCCUCGUAGUUGAGAACUUCAUGUCCAGGGGAUUGUGCCGUCUUCAAUUUGCUUGUUAAACUAAUUCUUAGGAGUGCUUAAAUUUUCAUGCUCCAUGAUCCGCGGACUUUGAGCUGGAAAUGGAUGAAAACAUUGACUUUGUUGGAAGACUUCACAUUCUUUUUCCCUCAGAGAUCUUCUCCGUGCAAGAUCUUGACCGAUAAAGGGGGGCUUUUCAAGUUCCAUGUAGUUUUUCAAUUGUCAAAUAAAAUGAUUCAAUCAUUUCACUAUUUAUAGAUUUAAAAAAAAAAACGCAUACAGCUACUGCAACACCUACUCUCUUUCAAGUGUUCUGUAAGUCACAUUGUUGACAACAUGAAUGUAUCCAUUGUGAUGUAAACACUGUAGUUCCUUGUUAGAAUUUGGAUGCUGAUUUGUAAGUCUGGUGAUAAAACAAAUAUUGCUUCUGACA